AAACACUUGGAGUAUUUAAGAAUUAUCUGAGGUGCUGACUUAAACUUCAUUGAUACACAUAAAUAAAAAAUAGAGUAAAAAUACUGACUUGAAAAUUAUUGAGUACAGUUCUAAGUUCAACCGGAAGCCAACAAAAUGGGAGGCUUUUUGGAAAAACCGGAAACGGAAAAGCACGUUGAAGAGGGUUUCGGAAACAACCUGCGAUACUGCGUGAGUUCCAUGCAGGGCUGGCGCUUGGAAAUGGAGGACAACCACUCGGCGGUUUGCAGUCUAAAGGACGACUUCGAACUGUGGUCGUACUUCGCGGUUUUUGAUGGUCACGCCAGCAAUCGAAUAUCAGAGUAUUGUGCCAAGAACCUACUAAAAACUAUAAUGAAGACCGAAGAGUUUUCCAAGCUGAGGUACGAGGCUGGCAUAAGAGAGGGAUUUCUGAAGCUGGACGAGGACAUGAGGAAGCUAUUUCAAGAUAAGCCGGGUGGAACCACUGCAGUCUGUGUUUUCGUUUCGCCAGAUAAAAUGUACCUGGCCAAUUGUGGCGACUCGCGGGCAGUGCUCUGCCGGAAUGGCAUAGCUGCCAUCUACACCACAGAUCACAAGCCAUUUUCCCCCAAGGAAAAGGAACGCAUUCAAAAUGCCGGCGGCAGUGUUACGAUACAAAGAGUCAACGGCACUUUGGCGGUCUCCCGAGCCUUGGGGGACUAUGAUUUUAAAAAUGAUAGCACCAGGUCGCCCGUCGAUCAGUUGGUAUCUCCGGAACCAGAUAUCAUAGUUUGUGAGCGUUCCGAAGAGGAUGAGUUUAUCGUCAUUGCCUGCGACGGCAUUUGGGAUGUGAUGAGUAGCACAGAGGUCUGUGAGUUCAUUGGCUCUCGCCUUCUGGUGACCUAUGACCUGCCCAUGAUUGUCAACAGCGUGAUGGACAUUUGCCUGCACAAGGGCAGCCGGGACAAUAUGACCCUGCUGCUCUUGCUCUUGCCGGGGGCACCGACCAUAGAUAUGGACGCCGUGAAGGCGGAACGAAAUCUGGACCAAAGAAUCGCUCAAAUUACGAGGGAGGUCAUCGAGAAGCACGAAAUAACCGACUUUGAGGUCCUCAUUCGCCUGAUGAAGAGGAUGGCCAUUAACAUUCCAAAUCUACCGCCUGGAGGGGGGAUUUAUGCAAAGUACCAUAUCAUUGAGCAGGUUUUCCAUGAGAAGUUCCCCGACGCUCCGGCCGAAAUUAAUGACUAUUUUACCAUGUGAAGGGUAUGCUAUGACUCAAAUAAAUAAUACUAAUGGAUUUAAUAAUUGUA
Molecule: messenger RNA, 1289 nt
Organism: Drosophila biarmipes
Lineage: Eukaryota; Metazoa; Arthropoda; Insecta; Diptera; Drosophilidae
Product: protein phosphatase 1B
Exons: 1
Coding region: 136-1239 (367 amino acids)
Biological process (GO): protein dephosphorylation
Molecular function (GO): manganese ion binding; magnesium ion binding; protein serine/threonine phosphatase activity
Source: RefSeq, a predicted model, not a curated record